Molecule: messenger RNA, 1363 nt
Organism: Cornus florida
Lineage: Eukaryota; Viridiplantae; Streptophyta; Magnoliopsida; Cornales; Cornaceae
Product: 1-aminocyclopropane-1-carboxylate synthase 7
Exons: 4
Coding region: 50-1363 (437 amino acids)
Biological process (GO): biosynthetic process; amino acid metabolic process
Molecular function (GO): pyridoxal phosphate binding; transaminase activity
Source: RefSeq, a predicted model, not a curated record
UAAUAAUUUCUUUAAAGAAAUUAAAGGGUAGCUAGCUAGCUAGCUAGUUAUGGCUAUAGAGAUUGAGCAACCUUCAGUAGGGUUAUCAAAAGUUGCAGUGUCUGAAACUCAUGGAGAGGACUCCCCAUAUUUUGCAGGAUGGAAAGCAUAUGAUGAAAACCCUUACCAUGAAUCCAACAACCCCUCUGGAGUCAUACAGAUGGGAUUGGCAGAAAAUCAAGUUUCUUUUGAUUUGCUGGAAGAGUACUUGGAAAAGCAUUCAGAAGCUAACUUGGGCAAUAAAAUAUCUAACUUCAGAGAGAAUGCUUUGUUUCAAGAUUAUCAUGGACUAGUAUCUUUUAGAAAGGCAAUGGCAAGUUUUAUGGAACAAAUAAGAGGGGGAAGAGCAAAAUUCAACCCGGACAGAGUGGUUAUAACAGCAGGCGCCACCGCUGCUAAUGAGCUAUUAACCUUCAUCUUAGCAGAUCCUGGCGAUGCUUUACUAGUUCCAACUCCUUACUAUCCAGGAUUUGACAGAGAUUUGAGGUGGAGGACAGGCGUAAAAAUCGUGCCGGUGCACUGUGACAGUUCCAACAAUUUUCAGAUCACUCCACAAGCUUUAGAGGCUGCAUAUAAGAGUGCACAAUCCAUGAACAUAAAAGUGAGAGGACUACUCAUCACCAACCCAUCAAACCCAUUAGGCGCCACGAUUCAACGCUCAAUCCUGGAGCAAAUUCUUGACUUCGCCACACGAAAAAACAUCCAUCUCGUGUCCGAUGAAAUCUACUCAGGAUCUGUAUUCUCCUCAUCAGAAUUUGUCAGCAUUGCAGAAAUUCUCCAAUCUCGGAAUUAUAAAGAUUCCGAACGUGUUCACAUUGUUUAUAGUCUCUCGAAAGACCUCGGCCUACCAGGGUUUAGAGUUGGCACAAUAUAUUCAUACAAUGACAAGGUCGUGACGACAGCGAGAAGGAUGUCUAGCUUCACCUUAAUUUCGUCGCAAACACAGCAGCUCUUGGCUUCCAUGUUAUCUGAUGAGGAGUUUACGGAGAAUUAUAUUAGGACGAAUCGAGAGAGGCUGAGGAAGAGGUACGAUAUGAUCAUUGAUGGGUUGAGAAAAGCAGGGAUAGAGUGUUUGAAAGGGAAUGCAGGGUUGUUUUGUUGGAUGAAUUUGAGUCCAUUUUUGGAGGAAGCAACAAGAGAGUGUGAAUUGAGUCUUUGGAACUCAAUUGUGCAACAAGUGAAGCUAAAUAUAUCACCAGGCUCUUCUUGUCAUUGUUCUGAGCCAGGUUGGUUCAGGGUGUGUUUUGCUAACAUGAGUGAGCAGACACUCCAAGUUGCACUCAAGAGAAUACAUGAUUUCAUGGAACAGAGAAGAAUGAAUUGA